AUGCCCGAAAGGCCACAGUUCUCGGCUACUCUGCGAACAAGUCCACAACCAUGGUUGGCUCCGUACAAAGACUCGGACCUAACACACGACAUAUCCCGGUUUCUGUCCUCGCUCUGGCCAUGGAGCUCACCUCCACGUCCACCAAACGCACAAGCUCAAGCUCUUCUGUACAUGCUCAAAGCUCUGGAAGCAGCAAUAGAGACAUAUCUCGAAGAAUCCGUUCGGCAUAUCAAAAUCACAAACCCCGUACUUAUCGAAUAUCCACGCUUCUACAAUCACACGAUAACUUUAGCCAGCUCAGCCCCCGGAAUGAUACUAGGCAAGUACAAUCUUCUUGCAGCUGAAGCCGCGGCAACAGCCUACGAUAUCAGAGGGAGUUGCAACAUGCAUGACUACGUCCCCUCUGGAGCAGAAGACAAAUCAUCACCUUUAUUCGUGGCUGUAAGCCAUGACCGCGCUGCACUCACCGCUGUCCUGAUGGUCGAAGAUUGCGACAUCUACGAAGAUCUUCGCACCUUCCAUAAUACCACACUUGGCAGCGAUAAUAGUAUCAGUGCGGAAGAACAAUAUACCAUGAUGAGAAGCGGUCUAGAAGCGGUCAUGAAACCACCUUAUCCAAAGAGCAUGUACACGUCCACGAAAAUCUGGGAUGUCAUUCUCCUCGGCGAGUCGACGGAUGAUCCAGUAUUGCAUUCUGUACUUGAGGAUGUCCUGGCAUACGCGCUUAUUGACCAUAAAUUUGCUAUUGAGAUCAAAGACGCAAAGGCAGUCAGUCCUCUGUUUGCUGCUGCUCGUGGUGCAGCUAAAGGAUGUUUAGGCUAG
Messenger RNA from Aureobasidium subglaciale EXF-2481, 822 nucleotides. RefSeq lists its product as uncharacterized. The transcript has a single exon. Bases 1 to 822 code for a protein of 273 amino acids. Lineage: Eukaryota; Fungi; Ascomycota; Dothideomycetes; Dothideales; Saccotheciaceae. The record is from RefSeq and is a predicted model, not a curated record.